AGUUUAUGAAAAGCGUUUAUAUGGACGUCUGAAAGCAGUUUGUGGGUAUUAAUUCCUUUCAGGGCGUGUGUUAACUAAAGUGGACGGCCUCUAAAUGUGAAACUGUCCUGCGACGAACUGCGACAAGAGUCCCUGCUCUCGUCUAGCUGCUUUUGUUUUGGUAAUAAGCAGGUUGACGGACCCCGGCGCAGCUAACCUGCGGAGUUUCAACUUAAUGUUAGCUCGGCAGCUAAACUAGCCAAAACAGACUGUGUCGCAGUCGGCAGGUCGACCGGCUAGCAUGACAGGGAAAAGUUAGUGACUACGUUGAAAUGGUAGCAAGAUGCUCGGUUAGUUAUCAACACACUGCUGUAAUUUUUUUUAUUCAUCUGUUGCCAGUCGAAGCGGAAUCAGCGUGAUUUGAGGCGUAGCCUUUCGGAGCCCGUCAGAGACUGAGUAGCCUAUCCCAGAGGAUCAACCGUCACACGCUCGAAAUGCUUUCUACUUGUUGUGGCUAACGACUGGCCGUAAAAAUGACAAUGGGUUAUAUCGGAAGCUAGCUCGUUUUUAUCUUAACCGACCAUGUAAGCCGACGUGUCACGAGAAGCAGUUGACUCGUGACCGAUCGCUGUAGGACUGUACAGAAGGAGACAGCCCUCCGAACAACGACAAGAACAGACGCACCGACACUGAGGGUACAUCCGAGCACCCCUCCUCCCCCUCCCAGCGCAGAGGUCCGUGCUCACAGUCCUGUUAACUGGAGUGGGUUUUUUUUUAUUUUGUUUUACCAUUUGACGCCCCCAUAUGCCUGCGCCUACGCCCGUGUCAACAUCCUGAAGGCGGAGAGAGACGGAGGGAGGGAGGCAACGGCAGCUCCGGGGUCCCCGACACUCAGCCGAGGAAAGGCAUCGCUGAAAUGAGAUGAGGCUCAGAAAUGGAACUGUGGCCACUGCGAUUAUUUUCUUCACGUCUUUCCUCAGCCUGUCCUGGUACACAGCGUGGCAGAAUGGCAAAGAGAAGCUGAUAGCAUACCAGCGGGAAUUCCAUGCCUUGAAAGAGCGCCUCCGUGUGGCAGAGCACAGGACGCUGCAGCGCUCGUCUGAGCUCAACAACAUUCUCGAGCAGUUCAGACGCGCCAUUGCCGAGACUAACAGCAGCAAAGAUGCUCUCACAAACUUCUCAGAUGAGACACAGAAACUACUGAAGGAGCUUGCAAAUAGGAAACAGCUCCAGGUGCCAAAUAUCUACCAUCACCUGCCUCACCUCCUCAACAAUGAGGGCAGCCUGCACCCUGCUGUGCAGGUUGGACUUGGACGCACAGGAGUUACCAUGGUGAUGGGGAUUCCCACAGUGAGGCGGAAGGUGAAGUCUUAUCUGUCAGAAACGCUGCGCUCACUAAUAGACAAGCUGUCACCAGAGGAGAAACUUGACUGUGUUAUUAUUGUCUUUGUUGGGGAGACUGACCUGGACUAUGUUCACAGCGUAGUUGCUGGCCUGGAGAAAGAGUUUUCUACAGAGCUGAGUUCAGGCCUGUUGGAGGUCAUCUCCCCACCAGCCACCUAUUACCCUGACCUCACCAACCUCAAAGAGACUUUUGGAGAUUCCAAAGAGAGAGUCAGAUGGCGGACCAAGCAGAAUCUGGACUAUUCCUUCCUCAUGAUGUACGCUGUGAGCAAAGGGGUUUAUUAUGUCCAGCUGGAGGAUGACAUUGUGGCCAAACCUAACUACUUUGCCACUAUGAAGAACUUUGCCCUGCAGCUCUCAUCAGAGGACUGGAUGAUCCUGGAGUUCUCUCAACUGGGCUUCAUUGGCAAAAUGUUCCAGGCUCCAGAUCUAAACCUCAUUGUUGAGUUCAUCUUCAUGUUCUACAAGGAGAAGCCCAUCGACUGGCUGCUGGACCAUAUCCUCUGGGUCAAAGUCUGCAAUCCUGAAAAAGAUGCGAAACACUGUGAGCGUCAGAAGUCCAGUCUGCGUGUGCGAUUCAGACCCUCCUUGUUUCAGCACGUGGGACUCCAUUCUUCUCUUGCUGGAAAGAUCCAAAAACUCACAGACAAAGACUUCCUGAAGCCACUGCUCCACAAGAUGCAUGUCAACCCCCCAGCUGAGGUUUCAACUUCAAUGAAGGUGUACCAGGGUCACACGCUGGAAAAGACAUACCUAGGAGAGGACUUCUUCUGGGCCAUUACCCCUACUGCAGGAGACUACAUCCUUUUCAAAUUUGACAGACCUGUUAGCGUAGAGAGGUUCCUGUUUCGCAGUGGUAACCAGGAGCACCCAGGGGACAAAAUCGAGAACACCACAGUGGAAAUACUGCCUGUCUCGGAAACUGGACUGCAGACCAAAGAGAAGUACAAACGAACAGAGGACCGCUUUUACAGAAUCGGUCAGUUUGAGAGGGGUGUGGCAGAAGGAGCUGUAGAUCCCUCCUUCAAUCCCGUGAUGGCACUUCGGCUUUCAGUUCUCAAAGACUCUGCUGUGUGGGCCAUCCUCAGUGAAAUACAUAUAAAGAGGAUAGCUGGCUGACUGUUCUAGAGGGGGUACAUGAAUCAUGGCCCCUGGGGGACCAAAAUCUCCUAGACUGCUUACGCAGGGCCUCUGGCACCUAGCAACCAGCAGUGAAAUCAUUAGAGCCCACUGGAGUUGCUCGUCUGAGCUUGUCUGAGGAAAGCCACUUCUCUGCCCCCCCCCCCACCCACCCCACUCCUCCUAACGUACUUUGUUAUUUUGCUUCUCAUCAGUCAAUCUCUCCCUUUCUUUCUGCAUCUCUCCCUCACUCUUGUGCUCUUAAUUGAUUUGUGAGAAUGUGAAUACUACUGUCUAAAAACAAAACAAAACAGUGGAGUGUAUGAAGACAUCUGUUCCCAGCUCUGGCUCUGAAAGUGACUGUGUUGCUCAGCAGCUUUGAACACAAUCAGAAAAAUGUCUGGACAAAUGAAGAGAAAUCAUCACAUCUGGGGAGAACCAGUCACCUGGCCACUGGUGUAGAUGCUGCCAAAUCCUUCUGUUACUCAAUGCUGCCACCUUUGGGCAAGCUGGGGUAUUGCACUGUCACUAGCGCCUCAGCAAAGCCUACUAUGAUCAAGAAUGUUGUCAUCACUAAUGGCCAGAUGCUCUCUGUUCUCGGCAGGGAUGACGGAGCUCUAGAUCAACACCAGCCCAAAAUGUUUUCCUCACUCCUAGAGUAUUGUAAGUCACACUCGAAUACUCCACUCGUCCUGAAACACAAACCCAGGAUGAGCUUUUCCAAACUGUUUGAAAAUCCUGCCUGCAUCCAGUCUGUGACAACUUUGACCAUAGGCCAGAUUCCGUGGUAGUUACCCCAGUCCAUGAAGAAAAUGAGUACCAUGACACCAUAUCUAUCUCACCUCCUGUUGGACAGGCUGUGUAUGACCUCAGUGUCCAUUUAUAGUAUACCAAUCAGACAUUGCCUUGGCAUCAUUUUCCCGAAGGAAUAUAUUGUUAUAUUGAUAUAUUAUUACAGCUUUGACGAUCUAUGAAGGUGACUUAAUUUAUUUGAAAUAAAUCUUUAAUUUGUACAAGAGGUAAAAUAUAUUUUUAUUCUAUUAAGAGAUGUUUAUGGUAGUUCAGUCUGUUUUAUUUGUGUACUGUUUUUUUUUUUUUUUUCUAAAUUGCUAUUGUACAUUUUGUUUUCAUUAUAACAGCUUCUUGUGAAAUUGCUUUGUUUGCAAGUAGCAAAUAGCUCGGUUCAGUUUGAUCCAAUGUCUUUCACUUGAAGUGAGAUGUUACAAGUAACACAAUUAAUUUUCACUGUUUAAAACCUAAAUGGUCGGAGAGAUGUGAAUAGAUUCUUUUUAAAUAGUUGUGAGUCAAAAUUAGAAAAAUGUGCCUUAUAUCUAGGUCUCUUGAAAUUGUCUCAACAUUAUUCCAAUCUGUUCCCUCUUACUUUUGCCUACACUUUGAUUGCUGGAUAUACUAAUAUUUUGACAAUAAUACUUACUAUCCAAUUAGUGAUUGGAUGUCAAGAACAAUAUGUGUUUCGCUGAGUGAAAGUGGUAAACAAGGGAUUUUUUGUACCAGAUUACCAUCUGAAACAGUGUGAUUUGCACUGCGUUUUCACUUUUGUGUUACCAUCACAUCUUUCACCAUUGUACUUAAAUUUUUCAUCUUCGCACAGUAGAUGCUCAUUUCACUGACUCCUCCAGAUCCACUUUACUAUUUAUUUUGUCCAGUCACGUAUCUAUUUUUUGAUUGGACAAAAUAUUCUAACUACUGAUCAUUGCAGAGUGCGCCUUUGUGGUAUGAUUUGGCUGACGUUCUGUAGUACUUUCACUGAUUGUAAAUCUAUAAAAACAGCCAACAAGUAUCUCUUUCUCUCUACUCUCUAUUUUGCCUCACUUAAAUGUUUAUUGAAAUUCACUUGAAAUUCACUUGACAUGUUUUGUGUUUGUGUGUGUGGCCAAUGUUCUGAGUGGAAGCUAUUUGUAAGUGAAACUUCACUCAUGUUAUAGGUCAGUGGUUUAUUCGAGGGGGUAGUGAAGUGCCUUUUGGUGGAAUUAAUAUGAAAGUGGGACAACUUUUGCUAGUCAUGCUUGUUCAUAUGCAUGAUCAUUAUUUGUAAUUUAUAAACAAUGUUUUUUUGUAUUAUGUUUUCUUUUUUUUUGUUUUUGUUUUUUCAUCAGAACAGGGUCCUCCACCCCCUGAUUAAACCAUCUAUGUUAGUGCUCAAGAAAACAGAAGUGGUUCAGCCUCUGCCUCUUGAUCAGUCUGUUAAUUGGAAGAAGAUGGGAGCAAGCCAUUUAAAGGGUGGAACUUGUUGUUUUGAAAGGGUAGAAAGACACUUUGAGUACUGCUAACAAGAUUGGCCUCUGUCCCUGUCUCCUGGCAUCCACAUACAAACUGAAACUGAAUGCAUGAAUACAGCAUGAAUGGUCAUGUGAUCCCCUACUGUAUAUGUGGAAGGUGGACAGGGGAAAAAAACAAAAGAAAGGAACUCUUCCCACGCUUGACAACCCCACACACCCAUCAGUUCAUGUGCCUUCAUCAUGUACAUGUGAAUGCCUAUGUCUGAUGAUUUUGACAUCAUUUUCAUGGACAUCUUUGAAAUAAAUGAUAAAAGUUGUUAGAA
Messenger RNA from Lates calcarifer (barramundi perch), 5065 nucleotides. RefSeq names its product alpha-1,3-mannosyl-glycoprotein 4-beta-N-acetylglucosaminyltransferase A (gene mgat4a). Bases 901 to 2502 code for a protein of 533 amino acids. Gene Ontology annotation, cellular component: endoplasmic reticulum; endoplasmic reticulum-Golgi intermediate compartment; Golgi stack. Gene Ontology annotation, biological process: protein N-linked glycosylation. Lineage: Eukaryota; Metazoa; Chordata; Actinopteri; Centropomidae. The transcript is spliced from 16 exons. The record is from RefSeq and is a predicted model, not a curated record. Gene Ontology annotation, molecular function: acetylglucosaminyltransferase activity.